This is a messenger RNA of Hippoglossus stenolepis (Pacific halibut), 4782 nucleotides long. RefSeq names its product thyrotropin-releasing hormone receptor a (gene trhra). Gene Ontology annotation, biological process: phospholipase C-activating G protein-coupled receptor signaling pathway. Gene Ontology annotation, cellular component: membrane. The coding region runs from base 436 to 1665 and encodes 409 amino acids. The record is from RefSeq and is a predicted model, not a curated record. NCBI's taxonomy places the organism in Eukaryota, Metazoa, Chordata, Actinopteri, Pleuronectiformes, Pleuronectidae. The transcript has 2 exons. Gene Ontology annotation, molecular function: thyrotropin-releasing hormone receptor activity.
AGAAGGGUUUCAGUGUGAGUGCACCGCGAGCUGCUGUGUGCACAGUGUCUGAGAGGCAGGGCUGGGCGCUGGGCAGGACGCGCUCAGUCAUGACCGGGUGAGCAGGGAGACAGGAGCGCAGCGCGGAGCGGAGCUGCAACACAUCCUCGCUCUGCAAACUUCUACCAACAACAGCCGAGGCUUCACUUCACACUCUUUGUUUUGACGCGAUGGAGAACUGUGCUGGAGUUUCAUGAUGCAGCAUCACAGGCUGGAUUUGGAGCAGACGCAGUGGGACUGGAUUACCUCUGGAUGAAGGGAAGUUUUUUGCAGGAUUUGUAAGCGGGCUCCUGUUGGCACUUGUUGGCUCUUGGGGCCCUGAUGAUUUGAUGUAUUGAUCUUGAAUGCCUGGUGUGGUUCUCGUAAAGGCGCACAGAGUCCCAGCCUCCCGCUGUAAUGGCAAACCUCACCAUGGAUAACAUGACAGUGCUGAAUGACACGUCGGUGCAGGACAAUCACACCCUGGGCCAAUGGACAGACUACACUGUAGAGUACAAGGUGCUCAGUGUGUUCUUGGUGUGCCUCAUAUGCGGGGUGGGGAUCGUGGGGAAUGUGAUGGUCAUCCUGGUGGUGCUGACCACCAAACACAUGCGCACUCCCACCAACUGCUACCUGGUGAGCCUGGCCGUGGCCGACCUGAUGGUGCUGACGGCCGCCGGGCUGCCCAACAUCACCGACGCCCUGUACGGCCAGUGGGUGUACGGUUACGCGGGGUGCCUGGGGAUCACCUACUUGCAGUACCUGGGGAUAAACGCGUCCUCCUGCUCCAUCACCGCCUUCACGGUGGAGCGCUACAUCGCCAUCUGCCACCCCAUCAAGGCGCAGUUCCUGUGCACCUUGUCCCGGGCCAAGAGGAUCAUCCUGCUGGUGUGGGCGCUCACCUCCGUCUACUGCGUCAUGUGGCUCUUCCUGUCGGACACCAAAGAGUUGGUGUACGACAACGCGGUGCUGCUCAGCUGCGCCUACAAAGUGUCCAGGAGCCACUACCUGCCCAUUUACUUCACGGAUUUCGCGGUGUUCUACGUGCUGCCCCUCAUGCUGGCCACGGUCCUGUACGGGCUGAUCGCCAGGAUACUGUUCCUGAACCCGCUGCCGUCCGACACAAAGGACGGCAGCACCAAGAAGUGGAAGAGGGAGAUGAGCCAGGGAGGGAGGAUGAUCAGCUCCGGGGGCUCCAGCAGCACCACGGCGGCCUCCCGCAGACAGGUGACCAAGAUGCUGGCUGUGGUGGUGAUCCUCUUCGCCUUGCUGUGGAUGCCCUACCGGACCUUGGUGGUGGUCAACUCUUUCCUGGACAAGGCCUACCUGGACACCUGGUUCCUGCUCUUCUGCCGUCUCUGCAUCUACUUAAAUAGUGCCAUCAACCCGGUCAUCUACAAUGCCAUGUCCCAAAAAUUCCGUGCCGCUUUCAAGAAGCUGUGUCAAUGCGGCACCCAGCGCAUGGAGAAACCAGCCUCUUACAGUGUGGCACUCACCUACAGUGUCAUCAAGGAGACGUCCAAUGGUGAAAGUCCCGACCACUUCACUACAGAAAUGGACGCGUUCAACACACCAGCAGAUCAGUACCGACCCACCAAGAGGAUACCGUAUGUGGAGCCUUCCCCUGGCGGUGAUGUCAAAGUAUGAAUAAAACCAAACAUGCUCCACCGAUCAGCAGAUAUCAGAGACUGACAGCUGCAGUAUGGAUUAAGUCACCCAGUGGACAGUCCAGUCAGUUCUAAUUUAUCUGAGGAGUUUUCUCUCUGAAAUGUUUCGUUUACUUGACAAGCCCAUUUACCAGAUGCCAGAUAGGUAGGAGAAAAAUGAGCUGCUUUGUAGUUUUUUAGUAUUCUGUACAGAAAAACUAAAAAUUAGUUAUCAUGAGCUGUUUGGUACACCUGCACAGCACUGAAGAGCGGAAAACACCUUUUUAAUGAAAUGUGGCUGGAAAAUGGGAAACAUGCACCCAACCCUAAUAGUAUAUGAUGUAAUGCAGAAACAUGUUUUGUAUAAACAUUAACCCAAACUGUCACAGAAAAAACUUGCAUGAGAGCAGCAUGAGAGCAGUUAAUCAUCACCUUGGUUUGGUUUAAGCAGACUUCCUCCACAUUUACAGUAGCAGCCUCUGUUGAACCAGUGGAUAUUUUAGGGCUGGGUAUGUCAAUAUUUAUUAAAAUAUAAGUUUAGUUAAUCAUAUUCUGUUCAGCUUGAAAUUCAAAUGUAGUAAGGAGAAAAUUUGAAUCAAGCACAUAGUGUGGUUUGUUGCCUCUGUGUUUUCUGAAUAUCAUAUCUAAUGGGGAGAGGUGUAGCCAAAGUAUCUCCACACCACACGUAUUUCUACCUCGUGAGCACUUGAGCUUUUGUUUUCUGUGCGAACACGGUUUCCUCGAAGGCAUCUUUAACUCAACCAACCUAUUUAGGGAAGGUUUGUAUCGUUGGGCAGUAACACAAAACAAUUUGCAGUAACUUGAUGGAUUUGUGUGUUUACAACUCGGAAUUACUAAUGAAAAUUCAAAGGGAUUGCAUUUGUCACUAACUGUCUUAGUUGGGGAGGCAAUUAGCUAUUAGGAAGAUAAUGCUCUUCCCAGCGACUGACAUUAUUUUACAUACAUUCCUUUAUUAGCUACUUUGCUCAUGUCAAUCAACUGGGUAAGGCUACAUUCAGGAAUCAGUUAUUAUAGCUGCAGAGUGUUGAACAAUAGACUAUAUAUAAAGAUGGACAAUGGGCCACCAUCUUGCACAUUUGGUGCCAGAGUCUGCACAGUAGUGAUAGGGGGAGGGAGCCGAGGCAGCAAGGUCCAGUCGCUCAGCUGUCAAUCAUGACGUUUCACUCUGAUUUUAUCGCAUCGAAUAACUAACCAAAACCAAACUUACCCACAAAUAAGAUAAGAACUACCUGAAAUGACAGAAACCAUCUUUGAGAAAAAUCUGUAUGUACUUUGACUUUGCAGUUUGGCCCAUGUCCACUAACAUGGAGGAUACAGGAUUUAUGACCUAUACUGCAGCCAGCCACUAGGGGGCUUCUGUGAACCAUGGAGCAGUCGUGUCAUCCAUCUUUGUAUACAGUCUAUGUUUUGAACCCUGCGGCUCCCCUGUGAGGACAGGACUUUCACGCAGUAAUGGUAGCGAAUUUUAACUAGCUGUUGAUUGUGAUUAAUUACAGGCUUUUUGGCAAAGCACAAUAUCUUAUUUUCUAUAUUUGUUUGAGCUUUUAAUUGUUUUCUUUCUCUGCACUUGGUAUAUACAUAAAAUGUAUUAUGUGUGUGUGCGUGAUGUAACUAAUUAGAUUUUCUUUUGAGUAAUUACUAAAGAAAGUAUUUUUAAUAUGUUUUGUGUAAAUGUUUACGCAAACUGAAUAUGACAGCUUUGUCUUCGUGUUGGGUUGUUGACAAGCAAUGCAAGUUAUUGCCAGUAAAUCAGUGUCUAAUGUUUUUAAUCAUGGAAAUGUUCUUUUCUGAUCAGUGUUUAUAUUGUUUCCAUCACCCAGCCCUAGGAUAUUUUUGUACCAACAGUACCAGUGCUUAACAGAUUACUUGUAGCAAACAAACGUCCUCUUUGUUCAUGUACCUCCCCAACAGAAGCCAUGUAAUCCAAUUGACUCGAAAUGCUCAACACCGUGACAUUUUAAUCUUGCUACUAGAGAGAAAAGCACUGACAUGGAAUUACAUGACCUUUCAAAAAGGUCCAAGCAAAGAAAGGGACGGACAUCAAGGACACAUGAACCUGCUUUGUUGAUCGCCUAAAAUCUUAUGAUUUGAGAGAAAAAAACGACAUAUGUUUGCUUUGGUCUCUCUGAAGGCGACCACUGUGGACUCUCUGAGGAGCCAGUGAAGGACCGUGACCAAUGUAUAAUAAGGAUAUUAAUGAGGAAGAAAUGUGUAACCCCAAUGUGCAGAUGGCGAGGCUGGUUGUAAAAGGGUCAAAUAACUCUUGUGGCAGUAAAUCACGGAUAUUGUGUUAGAGUGCAGUACUUUUCUGUGAUUUAUCUGCCAGGCUAAACCACAGAGCAAUGACGGAAUGUGUAAAAAGAUCUCGACAAAGUGCCAUUCUUGAGCUGGUGCAAUUCAGUUUCUAAGUAAAGAGCUCACCCUGCCAUUAAAAGAGAGAGAAGUCCUGCAGUUUCUUUAGCCUGGUACAGGUGUAAAUUGAAGAGCACUCAGAGGGUAUGGAAACUGAGUGAACUUAAUGAAAUGGAAAUGUUUUCAUACAGAACAGCAAGCUUUUUCCAUCUUUAUUGUAGUUGUCUGAAAUUGAUUGUGAAGUGCAAUGUGAAGUUAAUUAAAUAUUGUGUUAUGUGGGUUUUUUCAUGCCAGGGAGUGCAUUUUUUUAAUAUCUCAUUUAAUCCACCAUUCCAUCGAUGUGUUUUCUAUCAUUUCAAACCAGUCAGUGGAAGCUAACAAUCUCCAGAGUGGAACGACUGAGAAGAUGUUGUUGUUGAUGGUAGAUUGUAGCGUAAGGUACCACUACUUUGUGCACCUUUUCCUCCCUUUUGUUGAGACAUAGUUCAGCUAAUAUUUUGGGGAACUAGAAGCUGUGUUGGAGACAUUUUCUGUUCUGCAUGGCACACAGUCUCCAGCAUGAACACAAGAUUUUGUGAUGUGAACACAAAGAUGAGAAAAAGCUGAAACCUGGUGUAUAUCCAUCAAAGACCAUGCUUUGUGCACAUUUCAGUCUAAAUGUAGCUUUUUUCUGCUUUUUGCUGUUUGAUGGAUUGUUUUGUAUUUUGUAUUGUUCCUUGCCUACAAUAAACCCACAAUAAUUGCA